UUCAUGCGUUCCAAUUUUGUCAUAAUUGUCUGUAGGUUCUAAAUUGUCUAUCAGUUUGGCUGUUCUUCAGAAAGUAGCUAAUACUUGUACUCUACAGCUGUAUUUUCCUACAGUUAAUAAUAAUACUAGCAACAAAACAGAUUUAAUUCCUUAAAAUGAUAUUGCCAGAUGGAAGAAAAUAACAAGCUUGAGAGAUCAUCCCGGACUUUGCCCCCUCUGCUGUAGCUGAGACGUCCCUGGGAGACAUAGUCUUAUUGUUCUAUGAUGUUUCUGACACUGAGACAGUCAGAGCCUUGUCCCAGUCUCUAGACCUGCCUGUCUGUGUGGUGGAUGACCUCCUGCCCUCUGAAGCUGUCAAUGAGAUGGAACAGAGCAAUUCUGCCAGGAGCAGAGCAACCUCAGUGACGGAAACCACAGAAGAGGGAAAGCUCAACAGUGUGGAAGAUCUGACACUUAUGGACUUCCUUCAAAACCUAACUGAGAAGCAAUGGAGGGGGAUUCGUGAGGGCAUGUUUGACCCGCUGACAAAACAACAGCUUGCCGGCUUGUGUCUGAGGAUUGACCAGUUUUUAUCGGACAAGCUGAUGCAGAUCAUCAUCCCAGGUCUUUACGAACUACUGGGCAUCCAAGAUGCUGCCUCCUCUCAAUUGUCACAGAGAUCUCUCACAGCGUCACUCACCAGCCUGUUAGACGAUAAGGCUAACACCAAGUCCCGUGUGAGAUUUACUGAGGCUGGUGUACCUAAGAGGCCAGGCAGACGAAAGUCUUACAAUAGCUUUCGCAUCCCGACUCCCUACCCUUCCUCCAACUGUAUGGAGCAAAAAGAGGAAGAAGAGCAGGAAUCACAACAACAUAAGUUCAAUGAGUUUUACCUGACUAAGGAGAUGGGCAGUCUGGGCAGUGGAAGCUACCUGCCCAAGGGGGCCAUGAGGUAUGUUCUUAAAGGGAAAUGUAACAACUUCAUAUUCAUCUCCAGCAUCACCAUAUGUGAAAAUUACACAUUUCCCUGCUUUGUAGUAAAAAAGGAUAGAGGAACGUAACUGUUUCCAAUAGUGCUGAGAGAUUAGUGCUUUUUGAGGUUGAUUUGGUUUCGAUUCAAAUAUUUAAAAAAUAAUCACGGUUUUUGAUUUCAAUAAUUUUUGUAGAUAUUGAAUGCACUAUGGAUUAUGUGGGUUGAAUGCUGUAACAACACAGAAUAAAAAUAUUGAUAAAAGUCCCAUUUGGGUAGUGACUGC
Salvelinus fontinalis (brook trout) is the source of this 1235-nucleotide messenger RNA. RefSeq lists its product as uncharacterized. NCBI's taxonomy places the organism in Eukaryota, Metazoa, Chordata, Actinopteri, Salmoniformes, Salmonidae. Bases 363 to 1040 code for a protein of 225 amino acids. The transcript has 6 exons. The record is from RefSeq and is a predicted model, not a curated record.